Molecule: messenger RNA, 1040 nt
Organism: Megalobrama amblycephala (Wuchang bream)
Lineage: Eukaryota; Metazoa; Chordata; Actinopteri; Cypriniformes; Xenocyprididae
Gene: plgrkt
Product: plasminogen receptor, C-terminal lysine transmembrane protein
Exons: 5
Coding region: 135-584 (149 amino acids)
Biological process (GO): positive regulation of plasminogen activation
Cellular component (GO): plasma membrane
Source: RefSeq, a predicted model, not a curated record
AAUGAGAGUCGAGGAGAGAAGCCGAGGCAAUGAGGGGCGGGGCCGUUUUCUGCGUCAGUGACGUGCCGUCAGUGCGUAAGCGGAGCUCGUGUGCCCUUGGUUUUUAUUAAACGACAGACUCAUUUUUACAAAGGAUGGGUUUCAUUCUCUCCAAAUCCAUGGAGCAGAACUUCCAGAAACAGCAGGAGUUCAUGCUGCUCAACGGCCGGCUGCAGCUGGAGCGUCAGCUGGUGAUGCAGAAUCAGAUGCGUGAGCGUCAGAUGGCGAUGCAGGUCGCCUGGUCCAGAGAGUUUCUCAAGUACUUCGGUUCUUUCUUUGGUUUGGCUACACUGGGUCUCACUGUCGGAGCCGUGAAAAGGAGGAAAGCUGCUCUUCUGGCUCCCGUCAUUCCUCUGAGCUUCAUCCUGGCGUAUCAGAUGGACAUGGCGUACGGAUCGCUGAUUCACCGCAUGAGAGCCGAGGCAGAGAGCAUCAUGGUCUCUGAGAGCGAGCGUCUGGAUGUGCCUCAUGGGAUGCCCACCUUCGAGAGCAUCGAGAAAUCCCGCCGAGCCAAAGCUCAUCUGUCGUCUCUGCUGGAGAAAUGAGUCACCUGACGAAGCGUCCUAACGACCUGAACCCGGAGUUCCACUGAGAAACACUCGGAUUAAGAGCGGUCGGCACUUCUCCGGAAAAAACGCUCUGGGAAUGUCAUUGUUUCAGUGCUUCAUGUUGAUUCUCAGGUGUUUGUUCACACAUAUUGCCUAAUUAUUAGUUGUUUCAAACCGCCUGGAAAGAAAAAUAACAUGAUUAACAUUGUUAAUAUGUAUAUUUCCAAUGCACUUAAUUAUUCAUUGUUGUGACAGAGCAUCCUUUUUAUUGUGAUCAUGAUCUGUGUGUCCAAAAAUAAACCUUUAAAGCAGUUUUUAAUGUUUAAUUUUUCCCUAAAAUGUUAUAUAGAUGAGUUUAUUUGAAUGUGUGUGAUGCGUAACCAAAAUAUUUAUUUUUUUUUUUUCAAAAUGAAGCCAAUGUCUGUUCAUGAAAAUAAAUCUGAUUGUAUAUUA